This is a messenger RNA of Dovyalis caffra, 684 nucleotides long. The record is from the annotation of a GenBank genome assembly. Lineage: Eukaryota; Viridiplantae; Streptophyta; Magnoliopsida; Malpighiales; Salicaceae.
AUGGGGAGAGCCAAAAAAGGCCCUAAAUUUGCAAAAAUGAAGAAGAUGAUUACGUCUAAAGCAAUUAAGCACCAUAAACAAGAGGUUUUGAAUCCGAAGAAAAAAGACUUAUCCCUCGAGAAGCUCCCAAGAAACGUGCCACAGGUUUCUUCGGCUCUCUUCUUCUCCUACAACACAGCUUUGGGGCCGCCAUACAGGGUUUUGGUGGAUACUAACUUCAUCAAUUUCUCUAUUCAGAAUAAAUUGGAUUUAGAGAAGGCAAUGCUGGACUGCUUGUAUGCGAAAUGCACACCUUGUAUAACGGACUGUGUGAUGGCAGAACUUGAGAAGUUAGGUCAGAAAUACCGUGUGGCUUUAAGGAUUGCUAAGGACCCACGUUUUGAGAGACUUCCCUGUAUUCAUAAGGGUACUUAUGCUGAUGACUGUAUUGUUGAAAGGGUCACCAAGCAUAAAUGCUAUAUUGUUGCUACAUGUGAUCGAGAUUUAAAGCGAAGAAUCCGCAAGAUCCCUGGUGUGCCAAUCAUGUACAUCACUCAACACAAAUAUUCGAUUGAGCGGUUGCCUGAAGCAACAGUAGGUGGAGGUAGGCCCCUGAGGAGAGGGGGAAUGGGACAAACGCAGGAUGUUGCAGUUAGUUUCUCAACCGUGAGUGUUUCAAUUCAAAACGAUUAUUCAUGCAGGUAG